AUGGUUUCUGUUGUACCUGACACUAGAACUGAUUAUCAAACCAUGGCAGAAAAACAGGAACGCGAACGCAAUCAAAUCGCCGCUAACCAGUUGCCCGAACUGGCGAUGACUUUGUCAGAGGAACAAGGUACACAUACACACCAGGACUCAUACCGGCAGUUUCGAGCCGAUGUCCGAGAGGUACAACCACAUCAACAUGGACAUUGCGAGGAAAAUAGCUAUCUCCCCACCAUUAUGGGCCGCUUCACGAUAGCUAGAAACCAUUCCAAUGCAAGACUUUCAGGCAGAAACAGCUGCAAAAACCUUCGCCAUUCACUGGGUUUCAAGGUUUGGCACACCGGCAACCAUCACAACUGA
Messenger RNA from Protopolystoma xenopodis, 357 nucleotides. The record is from the annotation of a GenBank genome assembly. NCBI's taxonomy places the organism in Eukaryota, Metazoa, Platyhelminthes, Monogenea, Polystomatidea, Polystomatidae.